Sebastes umbrosus (honeycomb rockfish) is the source of this 8911-nucleotide messenger RNA. It is a transcript of the gene nhsl1a, whose product is annotated as NHS-like 1a. Gene Ontology annotation, biological process: cell differentiation. Bases 885 to 7070 code for a protein of 2061 amino acids. The transcript is spliced from 10 exons. Lineage: Eukaryota; Metazoa; Chordata; Actinopteri; Perciformes; Sebastidae. The record is from RefSeq and is a predicted model, not a curated record.
UUUCAGCAUUUUUUUAUUUACUUAUUUAUUUGUGUAUUUAUUUUUCUUUAUAUUUCCACAUUUUUUAUUCUAUUAUUUAUUCAUCUUCAUAUUUCCACGUUUGUUGGCAGCAGAUUGAGGAUCAAUAAUCUGAUUGAUUGUGUGAUUUAAAUAUAGAUUCACCCAGUUGGCCUCAGUGAGUCAGUAGGUAACAUGUGUUGACCUGGAGGAUAAUCCCUGUUAGCAGAUUAGAGACGCAGAGGACAGGAAACACUGCAACACACUGUCAACACUUCGGAGGAACUGUUGAUGUUUCUGGAUCGUUCUCGUUUUGGGAGGAAUAUGCUAACAAGGAUUUUAUUGUGAAGGAACGAGGAGAAGAACGUUUUUAUUGGCUGACUGAAAAACCUUUUUGGAUAUACUGAAGUUUUGAAGCUGUCUGCGGAGACGUUGAAGCCGAAUCUGAAGUCUCUGUGAUUGUGAAAUACUUUCAGCUUUUAUUGUGAAGAUCGGAACAGUAUUUAUGCUUUUAUUGUGAAGGCUAACACAAAGUUGGGGGGUUGUGUUUUCAAACAUUUAAGGCUUUUUGUGACGCGUUUUGUGGUUUUACUUUGAAGGACUCCUGAGCAGAAGACUCUUUUUGUGAAUCGUUCAGUGCUUUUAUUGUGAAAAAGUAUAUUUUGGAAGGAUUAAAACAUUGAGGCUUGUCAAACAUCUAUUUUGAAGACUUUUACUUUGAAGGAUUUACUAGUUAUGGGACAUUUUUUUUAAGUAUUUUGACAUUUAUUGUGAAGUUAUGGUGAAGGAAUUCUGUAGGGCUUUUAUUGUGAAAAGAUCGUCAUCAUGUGACCUGUCCUGAGGGGCGGGGCCAGAGGUCAAACAGCCAAUCAGCCGUCGAGGACAGGAUGAUUUCGUAUGUGGAGUGUCUCGGUGGCGAGGGGGUGGGGCCCGGCGCGGGGUCACGAUGCUGGAACGGCGGUCACGCCGAAGACCGAGACGAGCUGCUUCCUCGCAAGAUGGCCGCCCUGCAGCCGAAGACGGAGGGCAGCCUGCGCCGCCGGCUUCUCAGCGCCAAAAUCCACCAGCACCACGACGCUAUCCUGGGGCUGAACGCGGGCAGGCCGGGGACGCCAUCGGGUGACAAAAAGCCGUUCCCGCCUCACCUUCAGUAUCCGGGUAACAGCCCGUGGUACCGCCGCCAGCACCUCCCGCCACACGUCCACCCGUCUCUCGCUCCAGAGGCUCAUGGGAAACUUUUCCUCGCCCCUGAGGCUUACAGGAAACCCGAUCAACAACCGGCGCCCCUUCAGCCGCCGCGCUCCGCCUACCCGGUCCUCGCCCAGCGGAGCCGAACCGGUUCCUGCCCCCCGACCCCGGAGCCCCGCCCCGGUUACGCCCUGCCAGUCCCCUCGCCGCUCGGCGCCACGCCGCACCUCAGGGAGCCGGAUGUGCCGCCGCAGUACCGCUACCGGCCCGGUAAGAGGCGCCGGACCGGGUUCUUCUGCUUCAGAACCCACCGAGGGAGGAGCUCCGGGCCGGACGCCACGCAAACCACGCCCCUUCUACUCAGAGCAGGCGACCGGGACAGCAAGUGGUCCGUUCACUACACUACCCAGAAGCCCCAGCAGGGUCUCGUCUUCGUCCCCGCUAAGAGACGGUCCGGCAGCGCUGAUGAUCUGAGAGGUCAGAGGUCAACAGAGCACUCAGCAUGUAACGGGCUGACUCAGCAUGGCUGCCGCCGCCCACCGAGCCCCGCCCCCUGCCCGUCCUCCUCUGGCCUCCACCAAUCAGAGGGCAGCGCAGCACGCAGAGGCUGGAGGGACAAAAGCCGGAGGAUGACGUCCACGUUCCUCGACUUUCUCUCUCAGUCUUGCUUCUCAGUUUGUUUCAGGUUGUCAGAUCGGAGGAGGAGGAAGUCCUCAGCUUUCUCAGACGAAGAUGAGAGGUUCAUCUUGAACAACACGCGACCUCUGACCCCGCUGGUCCUCAACCCCGUCCAGGGUACUUCCUGUUGGGACGUCUUCGCCCCCGCCUACGAGCCGACGGUGGACGUGGAGAUUGAGCCGACCCACAGGCUUCCGACGCCGGAGGAGAAGAUGAGGCGGCAGGCGGAGGCGGUCGCCGCUGAUAUAGUCCCGAUCAACAUCACAGGAGAGAGUUUCGAUCGUCAGGCCAGUUUUCGAAAAGUGGUUUCCAACACUGACUCGUUAUCCCGGCGACCCCGCAACCUGAGCCAACGCCGCAAGACGGUCACUGGGAUACCUGACGAUGUCGACCGGGAUCUGGACUCGCCUUUGGUCUCUUUGGUUCUUCCGGGUCAGUUCUCCACCGUGGGUCGACCUGCGUCCUCCGCCCACCGCCAGAAGAACACGAGGGAGGAGGAGGAGGUGGAGGAGAGGGGGAACGUCAGAGAGGAGGGGAAGUCAUCGGCGAGGAAGAUCCGAGCCCCGAGAGGAAGGGGGCUGUCCAGCCUCAUGGCCUCCCUUACGUCCUCCCCGGCUGCUGUCGACUCCUCUCGCGACCGCCGCUCAUCGUCCUCCGAGCUCCGCGGCCUCCCCCGUCUGGCGACCAACUCCUCCCUGAACUCCGAGGCCAGCUGCAACAGCGUCUCCUACAGGACACUCAGUGCCUCCUCAUCUUGUUGCCAGGAUCUUCAGGGUUUCCCCAGCGACCUCCGGCCUCUGCUGCCCUUUGACCCCACAGCCAGGGUCCUCCCCCAGUCUCCUUCCUCCUCCUCCUCCGUCACCUCCUCCCUCGCCAGUUCCCCCGGCCGUGCCCUGCCAUCAGAGUGGUCUUACCCCAGCGACAAGCCCCUGAACGAGGCCGCCCAACAUCGCGGUUCAACUUCCUCCUCCCACUACCUCUCCUCUUCCUCCAUCGCAGACUCUCAGUUUAACUACCCGGCUCUGGAUGACCAGACUCCCACCCAGCAGGACGCCUACGACGGUGGCUCCUACACCGGGGAGACGUGGAACUACCGGCCCCUCUCCCCCAGCUCCAGCGUUCACAGCAGCCAACCCGGUGGCGACUGGAACGGCAUCACCCAGGAGAUGAGAUGUGUCUCUGGGGAAGGUUGGAACUGUGAUCCCCUGCUCUCCUCCGGCCGCUCUACUCCAGAGAGAAUGACCUCCUCUCCCUCGCUGAACCGGGAGAAAAGGAAGUACAGCACUUCCUCCUCCUGCUCUCACGCCAGCACCCGCAGCAUCUCCCUCCGCAAGUCCAAGCGCCCGCCAGCGCCGCCGUUGCGCUCCGACUCUUUGAGGCGCCGGCCGGGUCGUGGCAAACCCUCCCACUCUUCCCCCAGUCCCUGCCCUCGCCUGGAGAACGCCACCCAGCGGACGGCCACGUCGUCUCCCCAGACCUUCCACGACCCCUGGGUGCCCCGGAGCAACACCAAAAGACGCCAGAGUGGGUUCAACUGCGGGACGGUCACAACCUUUGAACCUUUAAGCCCGGACUGCCAGGAGGCGACCUCCGCUGACUAUCCUCCUUCCGAGCCGCCAAGCCCCUCAGAAGUCUUCGCUCCUGGGUCUCCAGGCUCAGAGGAGGAAGAGGGGCUGAGAUUGACUCUCGACUCCCAACCAGCCACCUCCUCCGUGGCGGGGCUUCAGCGCCUCGCUUCGCCCUCCAGUGGCUACUCCAGCCAGUCCAACACCCCGACUCCCGGCACGCCCGUGUCUUCACCCCUCUCCCCUUCCUCCCCUCUCGCAGCGAGCCCUGGAGCUUUCUCCCUCCCCCUCCCGACCUCUCCCUUCUCCUCUUCACACUCGUCUUCCUCCCCCCUGCCUCCUCCUGCCGUCGCAUCCGUCACCAGGACAACGCCUCGGGGCGACGGGAGGCCAAAGCCACCAGUGCCGGAGAGGAAGUCGUCACUCUUCUCCUCCCUCUCCUCCUCAUUUUCCUCCACCUCCUCCCUCUCCUCUUGCACCUCUUCAGACUCCUCUGCCAAGCAUCCUCUUCCUCCUCCUCCUCUACCAGAGUGUUCCUCUCUUUUGCCUCCCGUCUUCUACUCCCCCAUUCGCAAGUGUCCUCCUCUAGCUCCUCCUCUUCCUGCUCCCUCCCUCACCAAUCUGUCCGCUGCUCCUCCUCCUCCACCUUCAUCUCUUCCUCCUCCUCCUCCACCUCCUCCACCUCUCCCACCAUCAUCCCUCCCCACUCCUCCUCCUCUUCCUCCUUCUCGGCCUCCUCCUCCCCCCUACUCCUACGCCGUCAGGCAGACCUCCCAUCAUGCUUCCAUGUCCACCAUGUCAUCAUCAACCAAUUUCCCUCCUCCCCCUUCAUCUCCUCCUCCUCCUCCUCCUCCUUCUCCUCCGCCGUCCUCUUCAGAACUCUCAGAAUUGCCAAUUGCUGACCUUCCUCCUCCACCACCGCCUCCUCCUCUUCCUCCUCUGCCUACAUCUCCUAGCGCCUCCCUCCGCCUUGGUAAGUCUCCGACCCGACGCGCCGCCUGCCCCCUGGUCACCGCUCGAGCUUUGCAGGGCGUCAAGCUUCGCUCCGUCAAGAACCAGAAAGGCAAAUCAGAUCAUGAUUACUACAACCUAACAGCGAGGACACCCAACGAUGAGUCAUCUAACCUUCUAAAAGCAGACGCCAAACUAACCGAGCCGGCAAUGACACAAGGAAACGCAGAUUUUUCCUACUGGACCCUGUCUGGAACAAAAGAUGAAAUACAGACGAACGAUAAGAACGAUUCACCAUCAUCAUCAUAUAGCGCUGUAAAGCCAGCGAGCCCGAGGAAACCCCGCUCCCCAGAGAAGCCGGCGCUGCCGAAGAAGCCCGAUCUCUGCAUUCUGGGUCUCGUGGCGUUGCCCGAGGCAAGACGAGGACCAGGUGGGCGCGAGACCGAAAGUACGACUUCACCCGCAUGCUCUAUGAAUGCUGCUUCUUUACCUGUAAACGUGACACCUGCCGAAGUCACCGCACUCUCACCGACCGGCUCCCCUCGGAGGCAGAAGCCACCGAUUUUGCACAAGAAGCCAGAUCUCUCACCCAAAACAACCAAACCACUCUCUGCACCCAAAGGAACCCUGGAGGAGGUCACUGGUAUUUCAAGGACCUUGGAGAACAGUGGUACCUCAGGAACUUGGGGAACGUCGGAAACCAGCAGCAUCCUAGGGACGAUGGGCAUCUAUGGGAACUGUGGCCCCUCAGGGAUCAUGGGUACCGCAGAGACCCGGAGUAUCAAAGGAGCUCCAAACGCUAUCGACGAGACCAUGAGUACUUUGGAGAACUGGGGAACCUCGGAGACCUGCAGCGUCCUAGGGACGAUGGGGAUCUAUGGGAACUGUACCGCAGAGACCCGGAGUAUCAAAGGGGCUCCAAACGCUAUCGAUGAGACCAUGAGUACUUUGGAGAACUGGGGAACCUCGGAGACCUGUAGCACCCUAGGGACCGUGGGCACCCUGGAGGAGAUCCCUGGUAUUUCAAGGACCAUGGGCGCCUCGGGGAUCAUGGAUACCACAAGGGCUAGAAACACUUUAAACAGCACCAUGGGUACCUUGGAGAACGGUGGUACCUCAGGAACUUGGGGAACCUUGGAGACCAGCAGCAGCACCCUAGGGACGAUGGGCAUCUAUGGGAACUGUACCGGAGAGACCCGGAGUAUCAAAGGGGCUCCAAACGCUAUCGACGAGACCAUGAGUACUUUGGAGAACUGGGGAACCUCGGAGACCAGCAGCACCUCGGGGGUACGUGGAGCUACGUCCACCCAGACGGGAGGCGCCCAUCCAGACCCCCGGAUCAUCAAGACGAGACUUCACGAUGAGAAAACAUUUCAUAAGAGCAUGAUGAGGUCGUCGCUGGCUGAAGAUGAAGAGGAAGACGAGAAGGAGAGGGUGAAAGAGAGAGGGAUGAAGACAUUGAUGAUGACGUCGUCCUCCGCGAGGAAAAAAGACAAAACAAGGAAGAGGAGGAAGAGGAGGCCGGGCAGGCAACUGCUGAUGAUGUCAUCAAUGAAGGAUCCCUCCCCCUCUUCGUCGUCGUCGUCGUCGUCAUCAUCUUCCUCCUCAUCUGGAGACGAACAGAACAUGACGAAAGAGAGAACUGUGCCACCAAGUCGGACGGCGAGGACGGUGUGCGAUCAAGACACCAGUGACUCUGAAAGCUCCUGCGCUCUGAUUGGUCGGAGCAGGUGCUCCCUCAGCAGCGCGCUGUCCACUGACAGCCUGCGGAGGGAGCUGUCGCUUCCAGACCUCCUGAUACACGAGGAAGAAGAAGAAGAAGAGAUGAGGAGGGAGGUGGUGAAGGAGGCCAGAGGACCUCCAGAUGCCGAUGUGUUCGUCAGCGUUUCAGCAGAUCAGAUGUUUGUCUCCGGUCGACCACGAACCACAGAGGAUCUGUUCGCUGUCAUCCACAGGUCUAAGAGGAAGAUGCUAGGAAGAAGGGAUUCAGAAGACGAUAGACAUCAUAUCUCGUGUUCCUCUUCCUCCUCCUCCUCCUCCUCCUCCUCCUCUCCUCCGGUCACCCCCACCGACCUGCUGCCUCGCCCGACGCGACCUGCGGUCCUCAGAAGCCAAAGAUCGGGGAGAAGCGAGAGCUUUAAGGCCCUCCUGCUGAGGAAAGGUAGUCGGUCUGAUUCGUCUUCUCGAAUCUCAGCUGUCGAGCGGCUUUGCAUACUUGCUGCUCCUUCCGACCUCCAGAGUGUGCCGUCACCACCGCGGCCGCCGACGCCACACCAACCUCAAGACAAACCCACCGGCUUGUCCCAUACCCCGGAUAUAUGUGAUAUUAAUGCCCACCUGACUCUGGACGUACCGGUGUCUCCAACAUCGUGCGGUCAGAACUUCUCCAUAAUCGGAUUCGGAUGGGGACAAAGGGAUCUGACGCAGAACCUCCUCACCUCCUCUUCCUCCUCCUCUCACUUCUUCUUCCUCUCCUCCUCCACCUCCUCUUCCUUGCGGCCUCGCUCCCUCACUCCUCCCUGCUCCUCCAGCCGGCGCUUUGCCGCUCGCUGCCGCCUCUACGCCGCCCCCAUGACCGCCAUCUUUGAAGGGGAAAGCGAGGAGGAAGAAGAGGAAGACGACGACAAGGUUUUUAUGGAGUCUCCGCGAACCGAAGGAGAAUCGAGCCAGAGAUUGGUGGAGAUCUCAUGACGGACAGGAAACGUUUAUAGAUGCAGCUGCAACUUGGAUUUCGGCAGGAAGUCGAUGGAAAGUAGCUCUGUGAUGCGUUGCGCUUUCCUCAGAUCCAGUUGUUAGAGAUCACAGAAAAUCUUACCUGAAUGUGACGAUGUCUGGUUCUACUGAACCUUAUCAGGUUCAAGUACAUGUAGCACUGCCUCAGCAAACUGGACUGGACUGGACUGGAUUGGACUGGAAGCGUUUAAUUGAAUGUACUCAAGCACACUUCGACUCUGAUAAAGGACGUGUAGUCACACUGAUGUGUCAGAAAACUACAGAAACCUGGAAAGGACAUUUAUUCUUUCGUGAUUGUUGAAUCACGAUCUCAAGAAAACAAACAAAAAACUUUCUUGUGAACUUUACCGCGACACCUGCAGUUAAUGUACUUAACUUUAAACUAUUAUCUUAAACUUAGGCGUCUCAUAUUUAGUUCGUUACGUAAAGUAUGUUUUACUUUCGUCUCCUCUCUGGCUUUCGAGAGGCGAACAUAUUUCUGUCCGACCAAAGAGGACGUGGACUUAUUUGAGAUCUUGACGUAAAAAUCUUGUUUUCUUGAGCUCAGUGUAAAUGUUACAUUAAUCAUAGUAUAAUAAUACAACGUAUCCUCAAACAACAGUUCUUAUAAUAUCUUACGAAAAGUUACUUCUCAUUUUUCGUGCGUUUUUCCUACGAAUGUCCAGUAACACGUGUCAAUUUCUGCUAGUUACAUACAUACAGUCUUUUCAAAAUAAACUUCACAGGAAACAACUUAGUUAGGUUUAGGAAAAGAUCGUGGUUUGGGUUAAAAUAACAACGGAAGUGGCGUAACUUAAGUCCGGAAGUUACGUGCCUCGCACGGGGCACCAAUAUAGAUCUCCUGGGUGAAAGUCCCGUGAAAGUUUGUUGCUCUUUAUACUUCCUGGUUCACGAUUACGUGGAUUACAUACAAAUUGAUUCUGUGGGAUAUAUAUAUAUAUAUAUAUAUAUACACGAAUAAUAGUGCAUUACUUUUAGUAGGUAUAGCUACGAACGGUGGAACAGCCUGGAUAAUGUUUUAGCAGUUGUAUUUUAAAGCUUUCCCUGACUUCAUACCACAUGUGGGGUAAUAUAAAGAUUCUACUGAUAUUAAAUCAGCAUUUGGUUUCAUUUUAACAGAUUCUAAUGAGAUUAAAUCAAUUCUAUUAGCAUUAACAUAGCGAUAGGAAUUGAAUUGUCUGGUUCUGAUUUCAGGUGGUUUUAGGGAUCGAAAAAAGUUCUGGUGAUCAGAAAGGGAAACGACCUGGAUGUGUUUUUUUAUUAUUAUAAGUAUUAUUUCAGACAUUUUUAAAAUCAUGCUGAGCUGUUAGAUUCUUCUUUUUAACAGCAGCUCCUGUUUUUAUAUGUUCUUACCAGCUAUAAGCUGACACUAUAACUAAUAUGGGAUGUAGUUUCUCCUAAACUGUAAAUAAUCCUGUUUCAUCUGUUCAUCUUGCUUCUUCUACUUUUGUCUUGUUUAUGUUGCUGUUGCUGGAUCUUCUGUAGCAUUUUAUUCAGCUCCAGUUUGAAGCCUCAAAUCUUCUGUUUUUUGUAAAAGAAAGUAGCAGAUAGUGAAACGACAUAACAGAAGGAUCAGAGAGAUCAGAAAGACGAUGGCUUAGGAACAUAAUUAUCUUCUCUGUGCGAAUGUACGAGGUUCAGAUUUAAUCUAUUAACCGUGAAAUUAAUACAAUUUAACUGGAACUAGAAGAGAUGAAUAGAGAAUGAAGAGUGUUUUUUGUAUGUGUGGAGAAAAGAUGGAACAUUUAAAUGUAAAUAAAGGAAACUAAUGGAAGCAAUAAAGGACAAACUGAAUUUAA